Messenger RNA from Phanerochaete carnosa HHB-10118-sp, 598 nucleotides. RefSeq lists its product as uncharacterized. The record is from RefSeq and is a predicted model, not a curated record. The transcript is spliced from 6 exons. NCBI's taxonomy places the organism in Eukaryota, Fungi, Basidiomycota, Agaricomycetes, Polyporales, Phanerochaetaceae. The coding region runs from base 58 to 516 and encodes 152 amino acids.
GCCGUCCAUCGCUCUUUCCUCCGCACCAGUUCGCUCAGAUUGGCAUACCGCACAGCCAUGUCAUUCCCGCACCAGCCCAACACAGAGCCUCCCAAGGAUAUGGCGGUGUUCAAGAACCUUGCCGGCGUCGCGUCGCUGAGCGAUAAGUUCAGACGCGUCCUCUGGACUGGACGUAACAGCCAGCUCGUUGUAAUGACCAUCCCAGUCGGCGGUGAGAUUGGAGAGGAAAUUCACACCGUUGACCAGCAUCUGCUGUUCCUCUCUGGUAGUGCGGAAGCUAUCGUGAACGGAAAGACGGAUCGCGUCGGUCCGGGCGAUAUCGUCAUCGUUCCUGCAGGAGCGCAGCACAAUUUUAUUAACAAAGGCGAAACUCCACUCAUUUUAUCCACCGUGUAUGCUCCAGCAGAACAUAAGGAAACCACGGUCCAUGAGUCUCUGGAGGAGGGCGAGAGGCUCGAGGAGGAGGGCAAGGACGAGCCCCCAAGCUGGGCACAGGAUCUCCACAAGAAGGCGUGAGCAAGUCUCCGGUAGUCCAAAAAGAAGCCAGGUAGCACCGCAGGAUCACAGGCAAAGGGUACUCGGCAUUGUAACAAGCAAC